CCUUCAGUGGGGCAAAGAACGCGGUUAGGUAUAAACGUCGACGUAAAAAUCAACGACAAACAUGUCGUUGUAUUAUUUAUUUAUAUUUAUACUUUUAGUGUCAGAAAUUUCGUGCAGAGGGUUUCAAAUAGAAAACAGAGAAAGACAGUUAUUCCUUAGUCGGAAUGUGGUGACAGAAUCAGGAGAGUUCGACGGUGGUGUAUUAGUGGACAUAAACGGAAAAAUUGAGGGAGUUUUAACACGAGAAUCUAUUAUUGAACUUCUAUCAAACGACGAAGCAUCUCUUGAGGUCAUAGAUGGCGGUAACUGGGCAUUGAUGGCAGGAGGGGUUGACUCGCACGUGCAUGUUAACGAACCAGGUAGAACUACGUGGGAAGGCUAUGUAACCGCCACCAGGGCUGCUGCUGCGGGAGGUUUCACCACAAUCGUUGACAUGCCUUUGAAUUCUGUUCCCCCGACAACAACUAUGGAAAAUUUCAAGAUUAAAACUUCUGCUGCAAGAGAAGAAGCUUAUGUAGAUGUUGCAUUCUGGGGAGGCAUCGUUCCGGGUAAUGAGGUGGAGUUAAAAAACUUGAUUAAUGCCGGAGUUGUUGGUUUCAAAGGAUUUUUAAUAGACAGCGGUGUGUCCGAAUUUCCCAACGUCGACACUAACGACUUAGAUAAGAUCUUCACUACAUUAAACGGAACAAACACUGUAUUGGCUUUCCAUGCCGAAUAUCCAAUUAGUAAUGGAAGCCAAUGCGAAGGAUGCGACUCUACUGAUCCCUUUCUGUACAACACCUACCUGGCAUCGCGGCCUCCGGAAAUGGAGCUUGAAGCUGUGUCAUUAUUAGCGAAAUACAUAGCAAAAUAUGACGUUCACGUGCACGUAGUCCACGUGUCGGCGGCAGAUGUCAUACCGUUACUAGAACAAGCCAGAGAGCAAAGGAUUCAGUCUGGGUCCACUCGCUGGCGUGGUGGAGUCACUGCAGAGACUUGCGGCCACUAUCUUACUUUGAGCUCGGAACAGAUUCCGCCCGGUCACUCGGAGUUUAAAUGCUCACCACCAAUUAGAAGUAUCACUAACAAGUUAAAGCUAUGGGAGUACAUCAGAGAUCGAAGGCUUGAUUUAGUAGCGUCGGACCAUUCACCUACCGUUGCUGACAAGAAAACGUCCAACUUUAUGUCUGCCUGGGGUGGAAUAUCUUCUGUUCAGUUUGGUCUAUCAUUAUUUUGGACAGAAGCUAAAGCUCGUGGAUUUAGCUUGAGCGCGCUUAGCCACUACCUCUCCUCGGGACCGGCUCAUCUUGUUGGCUUAGGAAACCAAAAAGGAGCAUUGAAAGCGGGUUACGAUGCUGACCUUGUGUUCUUUGACCCUGACGCUUCGUUUGUGGUUACACCUGACAUAAUUGUGUACAAAAAUAAGAUAAGUCCAUACAUGUACCGUGUGUUAAACGGUAAGGUGAUGCAAACAUUUUUAAGAGGUCAACUUAUAUACUCAGAUGGAGAAGUAUUAGAGACCCCAAAGGGACAACUUCUAGUCAAUGCCUUCUAGCAUGUUCACGCAGCACGACCCGUUGCUGCAAUUAAUAAAUUAUUGUAACAAAAAAUAUUUGUUUUCUUAAUCAAUCGUCUGUGACAUACCACAUUAAUUUUAUGCACAAGCACCACUGAGCUGGGCUGCGGCACCUUAAUGUCGUUUUUAUGGGAUGGACAAAAGGGAAAAGCUAAACUUCUGACCAGGGACAAAUAUUUUGAAAUAUAUUGUUAGCUUAAGGUUCGGUUCAUAAACAUAUCACUGGCAGACACUAAAGUUUUAUUAAUUAUUUGUAAAACAAAUUAAACCUUUCAACUUUUAAAGGAUUUUCAAUCCAUGAUAGUACCUCUAU
Pararge aegeria (speckled wood butterfly) is the source of this 1868-nucleotide messenger RNA. RefSeq names its product allantoinase-like. Gene Ontology annotation, cellular component: cytoplasm. Gene Ontology annotation, molecular function: allantoinase activity; cobalt ion binding; zinc ion binding. The record is from RefSeq and is a predicted model, not a curated record. The coding region runs from base 62 to 1534 and encodes 490 amino acids. Gene Ontology annotation, biological process: allantoin catabolic process; purine nucleobase catabolic process. The transcript is spliced from 11 exons. NCBI's taxonomy places the organism in Eukaryota, Metazoa, Arthropoda, Insecta, Lepidoptera, Nymphalidae.